This is a messenger RNA of Lachancea lanzarotensis, 1299 nucleotides long. Its product is annotated as LALA0S12e00298g1_1. Gene Ontology annotation, biological process: sulfite transmembrane transport; transmembrane transport. Gene Ontology annotation, molecular function: sulfite transmembrane transporter activity. The coding region runs from base 1 to 1299 and encodes 432 amino acids. The transcript has a single exon. The record is from RefSeq and is a predicted model, not a curated record. Lineage: Eukaryota; Fungi; Ascomycota; Saccharomycetes; Saccharomycetales; Saccharomycetaceae. Gene Ontology annotation, cellular component: plasma membrane.
AUGAACGGUCGCGUAUCGAAGCUCAAUCGGACUUUGAUCGAUGAUUUCGGUCCAUUCUGGUUUGUAACUGUUAUGGGGACGGGAAUCUCAGCGGACAUCCUACAUUCAUUUCCAUAUGGUACACGAUGGAUACGAAUCUGCUCUUAUAUCAUGUUUGCCAUCGCUUGUAUUCUCUUCGUGACUUUGCUAUUGUUCUGCAUACUUAGUAUGGCCUUGACCGCACGAGAGCGGUCAUUACGCUACUUCCCAAAAAUUUAUCUGUUCGAUCACAAUCAUAAUGUAUUUUGGGGGGCUUUUUCAAUGGGGAUGGUCACAAUCACAAAUUAUAUCUUUCUACUGGCGGAAAACGAGUUCCUUGGCAAACCAGUUGCCGACCGAAUGAUAAAAUUGGUUUAUGCUUUAUGGUGGUUGAACGUGCUGCUGUCACUUGUUUCUGCUUGGGGCCUUUCAUUUUGCAUUUGGCUCAAGCAUAGUCAAUACUGGAAAGUAGAUUCGAGUCCGUCUUGCACGAAGACUAUGCAACAGAACCUUCAAAGCGUGUUACUAUUACCUGUCAUUCCAUUAUUUGUGAUAUCGUCCAGCAGUGGUAUUUUUACAAUGUCUACUAGAUUUGGCCAAGUGAUGAGCCGCGACAUUCAGCUCGUAACGUUGGUCGUAACAUCUCUAAUUUGGUUUAAUGCCUUCCUGUUUUCCUCGUUCAUCAUGGGCACAUACGUUUGGAAUUUAUAUGUGAACAAAAUCCCACCAGUGAACAUGGUGUUCACAAUGUUUCUGAUAAUUGGUCCGAUGGGACAAGGCUCUUAUGGAAUUCUGUUAUUAACUGACAACGUUAAAAAAUAUAUUGAGCAAUACUACCAAACAACACCGAGUGUCGGUGAUGUACACUUUGUCAAAAUUGCAGUCCAGUGUUCUGUCAAAGUUUGCGGUUUCCUUCUAGGCUUAUUGCUCAUUGCGAAUGGAAUUUUUUACACCAUACUGUCAAGUAGCGCCAUCGUUUUCUACCUCCAUACGCUGAGGGCAAACCACACUGGUUUCAAGAUUUGCAAUUUUCAUAAGGGUUGGUGGGCAAUGACCUUUCCAUUGGGAACAAUGGCUCUAGGAACAAAAGAGCUAUAUUACCAGUACAAUCCAUAUGUGCCGUUGUCGUGUAUAAGAGUUGUCAGCGCUACUUAUUCUGUCUUGUGCGUCGGUACCACUGUCGUCUGCAUUAUAGGCUGCAUCAGGAUGUAUUACGUUCCAGUCAAGAAAUUUAUGAAGCACAGUUCAAAGGACAACGAAUUGAGGCACAGCACCAUAUAG